This is a messenger RNA of Trichomonas vaginalis G3, 513 nucleotides long. RefSeq lists its product as uncharacterized. Bases 1 to 513 code for a protein of 170 amino acids. The record is from RefSeq and is a predicted model, not a curated record. Lineage: Eukaryota; Parabasalia; Trichomonadida; Trichomonadidae. The transcript has a single exon.
AUGAUAUUAGAAGGUCGUGGAAAGAAAGAAACAGUGAAUUAUGAGGAAGUGCUUGAAAAAUUCAUGGAGUACAUGGGAAGCAAUAUAACAUACAACAAAGACAUAUACAGUGAGUUUAAGUACUACUGUGAACAGCAUGAGAUUGAAGUAAUGAGUAAAGGAGACUUUGAAACGCUUAUGAAAGACAGUAAGGAGGUCGUUCAUGAGAACAGUGUUGAAAUAGUUCAUGAGAACAGUGAGGAGGUCAUACAUGAAUGCAAUGAUGAAAUAGUUCACGAUGUCGUUCGUGAAGAAGCCAUUGCAACAAAGAAUGAUAUAAAGGAUUUCAUAGAACUUAACAAGGAGGAGUUUAAAGAAGGCUAUGAAGUGAAAAGAUGUGAAGAAGAUUUCUUGGCGUAUUUGAAGAAAAAGAGACUAAAGCCAAUGGCUCAAAAUAAGUUUCAAUCGAUGUUUGAAAAGAAACGUUUGAGCUAUGGUGGUGUAAGAAGCACAUAUUACUUUGUUAAGAAGUGA